Molecule: messenger RNA, 507 nt
Organism: Pistacia vera
Lineage: Eukaryota; Viridiplantae; Streptophyta; Magnoliopsida; Sapindales; Anacardiaceae
Product: secreted RxLR effector protein 161-like
Exons: 2
Coding region: 1-507 (168 amino acids)
Source: RefSeq, a predicted model, not a curated record
AUGAUGGAAGCCAAUUCAUGUACCACUCCUAUGACCACAGGAUCAAAGUUGUUUCCAAUGGAUAGUGAGCUGUUUCUGGAUCCCAGUUUGUAUAAGAGUAUAGUGGGUGCUCUUCAAUAUCUCACUUUAACAAGGCCUGAUCUCAGCUUCACAAUGAAUAAGUUAAGUCAAUUUUUGCAGUCUCUUACUGAUCUACAUUGGCAGGCUUGUAAAAAGGUAUUACGGUGCAUUCAAGGCAUAAAAGAUUAUGGUCUUAAGUUCACACCAACUGCCUCUUUAGAGAUUGAGUGUUAUGCUGAUGCGGAUUGGGACAAUAACAUAGAGGACAGAAGGUCCACAAAUGGGUAUUGUGUCUACUUAGGACCAAACCUAAUCCAAUGGAGCUCUAGAAAACAGAAGGUAGUAUCUCUAUCCUCUACUGAAGUAAGUACAGAGCUUUGGCACAUACAACCACUGAAAUUGCCUGCCAAUAACUUGCAGUUGUUUGAGGAAGCAAAAAUGCAGUAA